Messenger RNA from Dendronephthya gigantea, 537 nucleotides. RefSeq lists its product as uncharacterized. Gene Ontology annotation, cellular component: intracellular anatomical structure. The record is from RefSeq and is a predicted model, not a curated record. NCBI's taxonomy places the organism in Eukaryota, Metazoa, Cnidaria, Anthozoa, Malacalcyonacea, Nephtheidae. The transcript has a single exon. The coding region runs from base 1 to 537 and encodes 178 amino acids.
AUGACUUCGCGCAAGGAUAAAUUAAAACAGCAGUUGAAUCUGGUGCCAUUGUCGCAGGAAGGUGGAUUCUUCCGGGAAACGUACCGUUCAAAUCACGAAAUCUUGAAUGAUGAAGGAAACAAAAGGCAGACUCUCACAGUAAUCUAUUAUCUUAUAUCACAGGAUGCAGGUGGAAGGGAUUAUUUGCACCAAAACAAAAGUGAUCACGUUCAUUUUUUCCACUGUGGUUGGCCUCUAGAGUACACCAUUGUCACUCCAUCAUAUGAAAUUAAAAAGAUUGUUUUAGGGCCCGAUCCAAGUAAAGGUGAUGCAUUUCAGUUAACGGUACCCGGUAAUUACUUGAAAGCAACUAGAUUAAUGACUGAAAGAAAUGAGUGUAAAACGUUUCCAAAUGAGAUACCAUUUGCAUUAAUAUCAGAAGCUGUGACCCCUGGUUUUGAAUAUGAAGAUCGCUUUUGUUAUAACGAAGAACUUGUUAAAAAGUUACCUAAAGAAAUAUGGGCGGAAUUAACUGAACUUAUUCCUUUAAAAGGCUAA